Corythoichthys intestinalis (scribbled pipefish) is the source of this 4820-nucleotide messenger RNA. RefSeq names its product dihydropyrimidinase like 3 (gene dpysl3). The transcript has 14 exons. Gene Ontology annotation, biological process: actin crosslink formation. Lineage: Eukaryota; Metazoa; Chordata; Actinopteri; Syngnathiformes; Syngnathidae. Gene Ontology annotation, cellular component: cytoplasm. Gene Ontology annotation, molecular function: hydrolase activity, acting on carbon-nitrogen (but not peptide) bonds. The coding region runs from base 1 to 1950 and encodes 649 amino acids. The record is from RefSeq and is a predicted model, not a curated record.
AUGGCUGAGCACAGGGGAAAGGCAGAGGACGACCUCCCGGUAUAUCUGGCCCGACCCGCUUCUACAGAACAAGGAGUUCGACAAAAAUACGGCGGCUUGUUCUGCAGCGUGAGUGACGCCUUCGAGAGCAAGACAAUAGACUUCGAUGCCCUCAGCGUGGGUCAAAAGAGGGGCUCCAGGGCCUCUGGAAGCCCGCAUUCAACCGGACCAGAGGGUGGUUCUGAAGUUGAGAGAUCCAGCAAGGAGACGGAAUCCCUUCAAAGCCUGCAGUAUGAAAAGAGCGACCGGCUUCUUAUCAAAGGCGGCCGGAUUGUCAAUGAUGAUCAAUCCUUCCAUGCAGACAUCUACAUGGAGGAUGGUCUCAUCAAGCAAAUAGGGGACAACCUCAUAGUGCCAGGUGGGGUGAAAACCAUCGAGGCCAAUGGCAAGAUGGUGAUCCCCGGUGGUAUCGACAUUCACACCCACCUCCAGAUGCCGUAUCGCGGGACCACCACCGUGGAUGACUUUGCUCAGGGGUCUAAAGCAGCUCUCGCUGGGGGUACCACCAUGAUCGUGGAUCAUGUGAUCCCGGAGGCAGGAAGCAGCCUGAUGGAGGCCUAUGACCAAUGGAGGCAGUGGGCUGACGAGAAGGCCUGCUGCGACUACUCUCUCCACGUGGACAUCACCCACUGGAACGACAGCGUCAAACAGGAGGUGGAAAGCCUGAUGAAGGACAAAGGCGUAAACUCCUUCCAGGUGUACAUGGCUUAUAAGGACUACUACCAGAUGAGCAACAGCGAGCUCUAUGAGGUGUUUACCUUCUUGGCAGAAAGGGGGGCCAUUGCUCAGGUCCAUGCGGAAAAUGGAGAGAUCAUUGCAGAGGAGCAGGCCCGUAUGCUGCAGAUGGGAAUCACAGGACCGGAGGGACACGUGCUAAGUCGGCCAGAAGAGCUGGAGGCGGAGGCCGUGUUUCGGGCCAUCACCAUUGCUAGCCAAACCAACUGUCCUCUUUACGUGACCCGCGUGAUGAGCAAGAGCGCCGCCGACAUCAUCUCGCAGGCUCGCAAAAAAGGAAACGUUGUUUUUGGGGAGCCAAUCACGGCCAGCCUGGGUACGGACGGGACACAUUACUGGAGCAAAAACUGGGCUAAAGCAGCUUCUUUUGUAACAUCACCACCCCUCAGUCCUGACCCGACAACUCCAGACUACCUGAACACGCUCCUGUCCAGCGGAGACCUGAGUGUGACUGGCAGCGCUCACUGUACGUUUAGCGUGUCGCAGAAGGCCAUCGGCAAGGACGACUUCACUCAGAUCCCCGAGGGAGUCAAUGGGGUGGAGGAGAGGAUGACCCUCAUCUGGGACAAAGCUGUGACUUCAGGCAAAAUGGACGAGAACAUGUUUGUGGCAGUUACCAGCACCAACGCAGCUAAGAUCCUCAAUCUGUACCCGCGUAAGGGUCGGAUCGCCGUCGGCUCCGACGCCGACCUCGUCAUCUGGGACACCGAUGCCAUCCGAACCAUCACGGCAAAGAAACACAACUCGGCUGCUGAGUACAAUAUCUUUGAGGGCAUGGAGUUGCGCGGCGCGCCUCAGGUGGUUAUCUGUCAAGGAAAGAUCGUCCUGGAAGACGGCAACCUGCACGUGAACUCGGGCGUGGGCCGCUUCAUCCCUUGCUCGCCGUUCCCCGACUACGCCUACAAGCGUGUUAAAGCCAGGAAGCAGCUGGCUGUCUUGAGGGCAGUGCCCAGGGGAAUGUAUGACGGCCCAGUGUCGGAAUUUUCCUUGUCGCGGGGCGGCACCCCGUCCGCCUCGGCGCGCACGUCACCCACCAAGCAGCCUGUCAGGAACCUGCACCAGUCCGGGUUUACUCUAUCAGGUCCCCCCACCCCUGAUGACACCCCUACAAGGCCUGCCGGUCGUCGUAUUAUGGUGCCCCCUGGUGGCCGUUCCAACAUCACUUCCCUCAGUUAAACCCCUCCCUCUCCCGUUCCAGGAGGGUCAACUGUGUGCCUCCAGAGCCAGACUGUGUUAAUGUGUGUGUGAGUGGGGCUAGGGUUGAAUUGAACAACCACGAUUAAUUAAAAACAAACAAUAACACUGACUAUACAUGCCUUACCUGUCACUAUGCUAAACCUUUGAAAUGGAAACAACAUUUUUAUUUUGGCAAGAACAAAGCAUUGAAUGUUUUUUUUUUUUUUUUAAUUUUAUUCAAAAAUGAUAAAACAACCAAAGCACAACCAGUAUCAGCCUUUUUGCCAUCAGUUAAAUAUGCUAACGAUUCUGUACUGGUGCUCUUGGUAGUUGGUUCAGUAAAUCUGUAUUUUAAAAAAGUACGUAUACUACCUGUUCAUUAAUGACACAUUCAUCUUAAUUGGCUCGCCGUGUCAUUGUACAUACGUGUAGCUUUGUGAAUGGUGUUGUUUAGCUUGUUUCGGUGGAAAAAUACAGGUAAUCCCUGGGUUACGAACGAGUUCCGUUCUUAUGCAGGCGACGUAAAAAAUCGGGAUCAACCCUUUAAGUACCCCUAAACUCCCUCCAAAUCCCAAAAUAACUCCGAAAACUAGGGCUGGGACGAUCCGCUUUUGUCACAAUCCGAUCCGUAACCCGGUACUUGUGUGGCGAUCCGAUGCAUGUUGCGAUAUUUAAACUAUGGACUCAUAUUACCAGUUAAAAUUAGGGCUGUCAAACGAUUAAAAUUUUUAAUCGAGUUAAUUACAGCUUAAAAAUUAAUUAAUCGUAAUUAAUCGCAAUUCAAACCAUCUAUAAAAUAUGCCAUGUUUUUCUGUAAAUUAUACAUAUAUUCUGUAAAAUAAAUUAUUGGAAUGGAAAGAUAAGACACAAGAUGGAUAUAUACAUUCAACAUACGGUACAUAAGGACUGUAGUGGGCAUUUCACUCUACUGUCAUUUAAAUCUGUCUAUGCUGUCCUCACUCCGAAGCGUCUACUUUUUCCAAAGCUAGACAGCUAGUGAACGACGCCUUAAUAAUUAGACUUCUUCCUUUUUCAUCUGAUUUAUUAAUAAAACGGCCUCAAACCAUUGUCCUCUUUAGACCGUCGUAAAACUACAAAAUAAAAGUACACAAGCAUUGCAUUAGCAACAACGUUAGCUUAGCACGCUAUACAGGUUCACUAAACAAACAAAAAGCGUCUCAUACAAAAAAUAUAACAUUUCGCUUACUAACAUAAUAUGUACAUUCUUUACAACAACCAUACUUACGGACAAAUCUUGUCCAAGGAUCAUAUAAGCACAACAUUAUCAGCCCGAGACGUCGUGCAGCCAUAAUGAACUGGCAAGAAAACAAUAAACCAUGUCGCAAAGUGACCACAAGAGUUCGCUGUUGGACAGCACAAAAAGCCUUGCUGUAAAACUUACCAAAAGGCAGAAUACUUUCUGAGCGGGACAUGUGCGUUAAUUGCGUCAAAUAUUUUAACGUGAUUAAUUUAAAAAAUUAAUUACCGCGCGUUAACGCGAUAAUUUUGACAGCCCUAGUUAAAAUUCAUAAAAACACAGAAGCCUGUAUCUCUGUUUAGAUUCCAUUUAACUUUUAAUUAAUUUUUUUUUACAUAGAAAAUUGCAUUAACUGUUCCUGUGCAAAAUAAAACAAAAACAAUUUAAAACACUUCACAUACCGAUACCGAAAAAAAAAAACUUCAAAAAUAAAUACUGUAUUGGCCCGAUUAUAAAACGACCCCCUCUUUUUCAAGACUCAAGUUUGAAAAAAAGACUUUUUGAAUACCAAAUUAAUUUUUAUACAGAAAUUACAGUACAUCUGAAACAAAUGAUUAUAACAACAUAUUUGAGAGAAAAAGCAUGGUAUUUUGCCUCAUUCAAAUCUUAAUAUCUGAACAUUUAAAUAUGUAAACUAAAGUGCAAUCACAUUCGUAAAUGAAUGGUUUUUUUGAAAUGUAAAUAAACCAAUUUAUUGUGAUAAAACAACAAAAUUGCACUACAUAACUACAUUAACCAUCAACGUGAAGUCUGUCUAUAACUGUAGUCAUGAAACAAAUCUGAAUAAGGAAACACAUUGCAAUAAAAUAAUACAAACUGGUUAAACUUGAGAGUAGCUGAGAUCUGUCAUGACAGAACAUCGCUUCAAUGAUAUCUGGCGCCAUCUAGCGUCGUGGAUGGGUAUAACGUUUAGACCGUGAAUAUAAGACGACCCCCACUUUUUCAGUUUUAUAUCAAUGCAAAAAACACCGUCUUAUAUUCGGGCCAAUACGGUAAAUAAAUACAGUUUGAAACAUAUUACUAGAGGUGGGAAUCUUUGGGCACCUAAUGAUUCGAUUACGAUUCAGAGACUCCGAUUCGAUUAUAAAUUGAUUAUUGAUGCCCCCCUCCCCCAUUUUAAAAAAAUAUUUUGUAUAUUUGUUCCAAAAUUGUUCAAAAAUCCUCUCAGGCUAAGUAAACCAAACUACUAUUUUAGUAUCAAGUUACCGGUUAAAAACAGUAAAUAAAAUACUCAAGUCCCCAUUCUGUAUCAGCAGCUUUAAACUACAUUCAAUUAAUUUAAUGUUGUGAAUCAACCGUUAAAGUUGUUAAAAUUGCGCCCGUUAUUCCAUAAUUUCCCUCAUGUCUAAUUUCGACAUGUGAAAGUUUUAAAACUGUUUCAUCAUUUAAAGAUAGAUUCAAGUCAAGAUUUUGCCGAUUUAGGGGUAUUUUAGAUAAAAAGUAAUUAGGUUCUCUACAACAGAGCCUUCUAGAGAAAUCUACUGCUUUAAGAUGGCGCCUGUUUACUAGCGCGGGAAAGUCUGUCAUUUCACAUCUAGUCUAGAUAUACAGUGCCUUGCAAAAGUAUUCGGCCCCCUUGAACCUUGCAACCUUUCGCCACAUUUCAGGCUUC